CCUGGAGUCUCUCACUCGAAGGCAGGUUUUGAAUCCUUCUCGCGGCUCUUCUCUGACCCCUCUCCGAUGUAAUCGCCCCCUGGCGGGUCGCAGCAGGGCCCGAUCCAGCGAUAAUGUCACCUCUCUGCCCGACACGAGACUCCCGCUGACGCAGCCCAGGGUCGCAUUCGCCCCUUUGCUCACAGCGUCGCGCCGGGAGCUCACCUUCCGCUGAUUACCCACCACGCGCCCCCCAAAUCUGCUUCAGAGUCGCCGCGCCCCCGGAGAGACUCCCCCGCCCCUGUGUAGGGCUGACAUGCUUCAUUCCUUGCUGUGUACAUUGACAUUUAGCCACAUUCAAACCACAGUAUGGGGCUGUGACCCACAUCGCUCUGAACCGGGGACACGGCCUCUUCCUCAUUUCCCACGCCUUAUUUCCUGCAGUGAUGUAACAGCAUAGUGGUGGGAGCGGUGGGAUACCACGUCUGAACUGGCAACAGUGGGGUCAGCGGUGGGAUCCUGGUGCCGUAAUGGCAUAGUGGUGGGAGCGGUGGGAUACCACGGCUGAACUGGCAACAGUGGGGUCAGCGGUGGGAUCCUGGUGCCGUAAUGGCAUAGUGGUGGGAGCGGUGGGAUACUAUGUCCCAAGAGGUAACUGUGGGAUGCUGGCACCGUAAAGGCACCCUGGUGUCAGCGGGGACAGUUGCAUCGUUUGGCAUGAGGUCAGAGGUGUUGUCACAUGACGUAUUUGCUUUGGGUGUUUCCGAGAGUCGGGCCGAUCAGCAGAGCCCUGGGUGGGUGGUGGCAGGAACCUUGCGCCAUGCACCCUGGGGAAGCCAGGGGCAGGAUUAACCUAAUGAUAGCCUUGAACCUGAGCAAAGGGAAGGUGAGGCCUGCCCCUUUGCACUGCCCACACAGGCUGGAACCCAGCCCAGCCCACCCUCCCCUGGUAUAAAACACCCCUGCCCCGUGCCAGGAGCUGCACAUCUGCUGUGGGCUUCCUUCACUCGCCUGCCCAGCCAUGGAUACCUCCCUGCAUGCCACGCUCGGCCUUGUGCUCGUCUGCUGCCUCUGGGGCGCAUGGGCCCAGACCAAGAUCGAAGUUACCAAUGGAGGAAUAUGGGGCAAGUGGGGCCAGGAAGAGACCUGCCCCAACAAGAGCUUUGCCAUUGGGUUCUCCAUGAAGGUGGAGCUGCCCCAGCUCUCUGGGGAUGACACGGCGCUAAACGGGAUCCGGCUGCUCUGCUCCAACGGCAGAACCAUCCAGUCCGACGUGGGGCCGUGGGGCUUCUGGACCCCAGUGAUGAGAUGCCAGUCAGGGCAGCGCCUAACCCAGUUCCGGCUGCGGGUGGAGCCGUGCCAGGGCCUCAAGGACGACACCGCCGCCGACAACAUCGAGUUCAUCUGCACGGAUGGGGUGGAGCUGAAGGGGCACGGGCGGUGCUGGGGCAAGUGGGGCCCCCAGAGCCGCUCCUGCGGCCAGCGGGGCAUCUGCACCAUCGCCACCAAGGUGGAGGCCCCCCAGGGCAAGGGGGACGACACGGCCCUGAACGACGUCUACUUCAAAUGCUGCAGCCCCUAAACCCUGCCCCCCUGCCUCAUUUUGACUGGUGGCCCUGGGUCUGGUGGGCGCUGACUGCUCCCCACUGCCCCCCCCCUUACCCCUACUACUCCCACUCCCCGCGUUCCCCCACGAACCCUGCUCCCAGCUGCUGCCCCGCCAGCCCGUGUGUGCGACCCCCCCCAAUAAACAACGUACUUGGGACCCGAGCGGAACGGCCUCUGCCUCUCAU
Chelonia mydas (Green sea turtle) is the source of this 1772-nucleotide messenger RNA. RefSeq names its product vitelline membrane outer layer protein 1 homolog. Lineage: Eukaryota; Metazoa; Chordata; Testudines; Cheloniidae. The coding region runs from base 1001 to 1561 and encodes 186 amino acids. The record is from RefSeq and is a predicted model, not a curated record. The transcript is spliced from 3 exons.